This is a messenger RNA of Pomacea canaliculata, 4171 nucleotides long. Its product is annotated as deleted in malignant brain tumors 1 protein-like. The transcript is spliced from 22 exons. Gene Ontology annotation, cellular component: membrane. The record is from RefSeq and is a predicted model, not a curated record. Bases 44 to 2956 code for a protein of 970 amino acids. NCBI's taxonomy places the organism in Eukaryota, Metazoa, Mollusca, Gastropoda, Architaenioglossa, Ampullariidae.
CUGCAGCUUCAACAUUUAUGUGAAGAUCCAGCCAUCUUGUAUCAUGUCUAGGAUUGCUUUCAUGAUGCUUCUUAUCGUCCCUGGCUUAGCACUGAAGACUCUGGACUUAAGUAUGGAAGAGAAUGAGAAUAACGCCUCGGUAAUCUGGAAUGGCACAGAACAAGAAGGAAGAACUUUCGAAGAUCUUUCAGGUGGUUCUACUUCAAAAAUGUUGGUGUCACCCGCUUCAGUGACAGAAGGUUCUAGAGAUGAAGAGUUGAAAGCUCGCCUAGUUAACGGGACAGCAAAUGCGGGGCGUCUAGAAAUAUUUUACAGAGGAGAAUGGAGCACAGUGUGCAAAGAUCGCUUUGGAAACAAAGCAGCAAGUGUUGCCUGCAGGAUGCUGGGCUUCUACAGCCGUGGAUCAGUAGCCGUUGCCACAAGUGUAUACGGAGCAGGAACAGGAAGAAUUCUCCUGGAUGAUGUCACGUGUCAAGGAACAGAGAGGAGUCUUGCGCAGUGCAGUCACAAGACCUUCUACUCCCACGACUGUAGUCACAACGAAGAUGUCGGUGUUAUCUGCAAUGAGGGUAAACAGUUAGUGGCCCGUUUAGUUAAUGGAACAGCAGUUUCGGGGCGUCUAGAAAUAUUCAGCAACGGAGAAUGGAGCACAGUCUGCGACGAUGGAUUUGGAAACACAGAGGCCACGGUGGCCUGCAGGAUGCUAGGCUUUAACGGCUCUGGGGCAAGAGUUGCUGCAGCAGGUAGAUACGGAGCAGGAGCAGGAAGAAUUCUGCUCGAUGAAGUCAAGUGUCAAGGGUCAGAGAGCAGUCUUGCGGAAUGCAAUCACACGAAAUUCUACUCCGGCGACUGCAGUCAUAACGAAGAUGUCGGUCUUUUCUGCAAGGAGGUUAUCUCCCUGUCGUCGUGCAACACCUCAAGGAAAUACCUGGAGGUAAAGGAAGGCAGAAGUGACAACGAGUUUACAUGUACGGGACUGACAGCUCAAGAAGAUGUCCGCUGGUUUUUUCGUAACAAUAUAAUUUUUUGUUCACUAUCACCGUCUUUACGCCCCAUUAAAUGUUUGACACGAUUAACAGAAAACAGGACUUCAGACACAGUCAGUGUCGCUACGAUUGAUGCUAGUGAAAAUUCAGACCCAAACUACAUAGGAACAGCUAUCUUGACAUGCCAAACCGCUACUGCCACCAUAUCAUGUCCGAUGGACUCAGUCUAUCCUGCCGAAAAUUCAAGCUGCCAAGUUCAGUUUGGAGACAACAAAGUAACCGCCUGGUGCUCUGUUUCGAAGGUCCGGUCGGCAAGAAACAAUUAUGUCUGCUCCCUGUACCAAGCUCUGGAGGCUUCUCAAGCGACAUUAGUCGGGUCCUAUGCUAUGGACGUGGUGCCAGCAUCCUCCGGAUAUUUCUCAGGCACAUGUAACAUGACCUCCUACCUGCCUCCCGAAGGACAAUACAGUUACUAUGUUAUUAUUAUGCCAGGGGAAGUAAACGUGUCCGCCACAUUCAUUGGAAGCAGUAUCAUCAGUCGACCUCGUGGUACACCAGACCACAACUGCCCACCGAAUUUAAAGGAAGGGGACACCUUAAACUGCUCGUGUUUUGUAAACGACUUCGGAAAUCCUCCCGGAGUUAUUCGAUGGAACGGGACAUACUCGGAUAAGCUAGAAUUUAAAAACCUCACAAAAUUGCAGAAUGGAAUUCAGAAUGUGUGUAGUUUGACCUGGAACAACACAGUCCACCAGUCUGUGUCUUAUACUCUACUCGUGCUACACAUGGAUUAUCCUGCUGAAAAUUCAAGUUGCCAAGUUCAGUUUAAAGACAACAAAGUAACCGCCUGGUGCUCUGUUUCGAAGGUCUGGUCGUCAAGAAAUGAUUAUCGCUGCUCCCUGUACCUAGCUCCGGAGGCUUCUCAAGCGACAUUAGUCGGGUCCUCUACUAUGGGCGUGGUGCCAGCAUCCUCUGGAUAUUUCUCAGGCACAUGUAACAUGACCUCCAACCUGCCUCCCGAGGGAAUUUACAGUUACUAUGUUACUAUUAUGCCAGGAGAAGUUAGCGUGUCCGCCACAAUCACUAGCAACAGUUUCAUCAUUAGUCCGCCAACAGCCCGUCUAGCUAACGGGGACGGAAUGGCGGGGCGUCUGGAACUAUUCUACAAGGGAGAGUGGAGCACAGUUUGCGGCGAUGGCUUUAGAGACAAAGAGGCCAGGGUGGCCUGCAGGAUGCUGGGCUUUAACAGCUCUGGAGGAACAGCUGUUACAUCAAGUUUGUACGGAGCAGGAGCAGGAAUAAUUCUCCUCGAUGAUGUAAAUUGUCUAGGAACAGAGAGCAGUCUUGUGGAGUGCGACCACAGCGGCUUCUACUCCCACAACUGCAGGCAUUCCGAAGAUGUCGGUGUUAUCUGCAACGAGGAUAUUCAGCUAACAGCCCGACUAGCUGACGGGGAUGGAAAUGGGGGGCGUCUGGAACUAUUCCACAACGGAGAAUGGAACUCAGUUUGCGGCGAUGGCUUUGGAAUCCAAGAGGCGAGGGUGGCCUGCAGGAUGCUAGGCUUCAACAGCUCUACAUUAGUAGCUGCUACAUCAGAUGAAUACGGGUCUGGAGUAGGAAGAAUUAUUCUGGAUGGUGUGAGGUGUACAGGGACAGAGAAGAGCCUGUUGGAGUGCAAUCACAAGGCGCUCUACCAACCCGAGUGUGAAGACUUCCAAGCCGGAGUCAUCUGCAAAGAAGUUACAAAACCGACUACUAAUACUACCAUUACUAAAGUCUCUUCAUCACCAAGAACAACCGCACCAAAACAGGACUCAUCCUCGGAAACCACAACAUCAACGACAACAACUACAACGGAAAAGGUAACAAAAACGACCACAACCACGACAUCUAGAAACGGAAACGGAACAACAGUAACAACGUCAACAACAACAACGUCUACUACCACCACUGUCACCAUACAACCCUAGGCUGUCUUUGCAAGACUACAGUUUACAAUUUUAAUAACCUUUCAAUUAUCGCUUUUCAUUUUAUCACCUUUUAUGAUAUUUCUAUAAAGAAAACUGAUGUGUAAAAAACUCAUAUAUGCAACAUUUUAAGCUGUACCACUGUAUCCAUAUUUCAUUUUUUUUCUAAAAUUACAAUUUGGCAUUGUUGUAAGUGCACAUAAUAUUUUAUUUGUACAAACUCUUUAUAGCAGGCAAGUAGCCGUGUUAGAAGUUCAUCUCUGUUUUAUUUUUUGAGACCAACUUCAACGUAGUAAACUACUUUUUGAAGACUAAAACUUUAUCUCCCUAAAGUCAUAGAUUUUUUUUUUCAUACACAGAUAUCUUAGGUAUCUACUUAAUAAAGCCAUAGUCUAAAUAUUAUCACAAAUAAUAUACCGAGCACAUGCUAGAGUGUAAUAUUCUUUCAUAUAGCCAGCUAAGGGGAAGGAGUGAACUCCGUUUUCCUUCUUUUGUUGUCCGAAGAUUUUAUUUGUCUUUCUAUCUACCUAUAUAUUAGACUCAAUUUUAUGCUUUUACCAGGUCUUUUCAGUCUUCAUCGACUAACGGUCGUGCCUGCCUUCGGGUUUGUCUGUUCAGUAUCGAAACAGCGUUUGAAUUUUGUAAUUAUUUCUGCAGACAUCGGUACGAAUCACUGUAGGGUACCCCGAUUAAAAUGUAUUUUAAGUCGAUUUCUAUAUUUUAUUUUAACAUAGCAGUGCAUUUUACUGAUAGUUUGAUAACCAAGGAAUCCAUUGUUAAUGAUUGCUUUAUCGCCUUUAUUAUAAUUAAUAUCAUUUUCAUGAAAUGGAUAGAACACAAGAGUCUGUCUCUGGUUACUACUUCUCUUUCGCCACAUCAAAUACGUCAACCAUAUAUCUACAGUGGUUUAUGUGUCCUGUCUCGUGAUAGUCUAUGGCUCGGUACAGAGAAUACACACGACUUGGGAAGCCUAAAGGAAUGUUUGUGUUUAUGUUAGCCGUAGAACACCAGUUAUGUUGGUUUUUGCUUGUUAUUUUCUCUAUGUUUGAAAUUAAGAAUGACUACCAAAGCUUUUACUAGACAUUACAUUAUACACUACUGCUGCUGCCACUGAUGAUGCUUUAAAUCGUAAUAGUAAAAGACAAUAUAAAACCACAGUCAUUGCAUUGUGUCGCGUAAUACACAGACUUAAAAAAAUAAAAAACAAAUAUUCGUUUA